CCCAGCCUCGUUCUGGCUCAAGCCCAGCCCCCGUUUAGGCCCCGCCCUUUUCCCGCCAGUUCUUCCGCCUCGUCGCCUCUCCUGUGUCGUCACUUCCGCUUCCGGGUGGCGCCGAGCGCGGUUCCCGGGAUGUGGCACGAGGCGCGGAAGCACGAGCGGAAGCUGCGGGGGAUGAUGGUGGAUUACAAGAAACGCGCCGAGCGCCGCCGCGAGUACUACGAGAAAAUCAAGAAGGACCCGGCUCAGUUCCUGCAGGUGCACGGCCGGGCCUGCAAAGUGCACCUGGACUCAGCGGUGGCCCUGGCAGCCGAGAGCCCCGUCAACAUGAUGCCCUGGCAGGGGGACACCAACAACAUGAUCGACAGGUUCGACGUCCGGGCUCACCUGGAUUUCAUCCCCAUGUACACCCCGGCCCUGCUCAGCCCCACCUCACCGGAGCAGGAGUCAGACGAGCGCAAAUGCAACUACGAGCGGUACCGGGGCCUGGUGCAGAACGACUUCGCUGGCAUCUCGGAGGAGCAGUGCCUGUACCAGAUCUACAUCGAUGAGCUCUACGGCGGCCUGCAGAAACCCAACGAGGAUGAGAAGAAAAAGCUGGCGGAAAAAAAGGCUUCCAUAGGCUACACCUACGAGGACAGCACCGUGGAGGAGCUGGAAAAUUCCCUGGAAAAGCGAGGGGGGGACGAGGAGGACUCGGAGGAAGAUUCCAACACGGACGAGGACGAAGUGAUCCCGGAUAUCGAUGUGGAAGUGGACGUGGAUGAGCUGAACCAGGAGCAAGUGGCCGACCUGAACAAGCAGGCCACGACCUACGGCAUGGCCGAGGGGGAUUUCGUCAGGAUGCUGAGGAAGGACAAGGAAGAGGCCGAAGCCAUCAAAAACGCCAAGGCCUUGGAGGAGGAGAAGGCCAUGUACUCGGGCCGGCGCUCCCGCCGGCAGCGCCGGGAAUUCCGGGAGAAGCGGCUGAAAGGCCGGAAAAUCAGCCCCCCCAGCUACGCCCGCCGGGACAGCCCCACCUACGACCCCUACAAACGCUCCCCGUCGGAAUCCAGCUCGGAGUCGCGCUCCCGCUCCCGGACGCCGUCCCCGGGCCAGGAGGAGAAGAUCACCUUCAUCACCAGCUUCGGCGGCAGCGACGAGGAGGCGGCCGCCGCUUCCGACGCCGCCGCCGCCGCUCCCGGGAAAAACCGCAAUUCCCGGGAACGGCAGCGCCAGGCGCAGCCGGGAGCCUCGGCGCCCGCUCAUAGAGCCUCGUCCCGGCGCCGCUCUUCCUCCUCCUCCUCCUCCUCCUCCUCCUCCCGCUCCUGCUCCUCCUCCUCGUGCAGCUCCGGCUCCCGCCAUUCCGCCACUCCCGCCACUCGCCAUUCCCGCCGCUCCCGCGGAACCUUCCGGAGCCGGCGCCGCUCCCGCAGCCUCCGGAGCCGCAGCCGCUCCCGGAGCCGCUCCCGGAGCCGCUCCCGCCGUUAUUCCCGGGGGGGAUCCCGCGACAGCCGGCGCCGCUCCCGCUCCCGAUCCCCGGAACGCGGCCCCCGGCGCCGCCGCCGCUCCCGGAGCCGCUCUGCGUCCCGGGAGCGCUGCCGGCGCUCGGCGCGUUCGUGGCGCCGCUGGAGCAGCCGCAGCCGCAGCCGGAGCAGCCGGAGCAGCGGCCGGAGCCGGAGCCGGAGCAGCCCCCGGAGCCUCUCCCCGUCCUCGUCGCGCUCCCCCAGCCCGGCCCGGGACAGGAACCCCCCGCGGCCCCCGGCCGAGCCCCCCGCCGGGGACAAGCUGAAAAAGGCCGAAGCUGCCGCUGGUAAAGAUUCCGGAGCUGCCAAACCCAAGCUGACCCCGCAGGAGAAGCUGCGGCUGCGGAUGCAGAAAGCUCUCAACAGGCAGUUCAGGGCCGACAAGAAGGCGGCGCAGGAGAAGCUGCUGCAGCAGGAGCACGAGAGACAGGAGCGGGAGGACGAGCUCCGCGCCAUGGCCCGGAAAAUCCGCAUGAAGGAGCGGGAGCGUCGGGAGAAGGAGCGGGAGGAGUGGGAGCGUCAGUACAGCCGCCAGAGCCGCAGCCCCUCCCCGCGGCACGGUCGGGAUUACAGCUCCUCACGAAGGCAUUCCCGGUCCCAUUCCCGGAGCCCCCACUACCGGCACUGACGGACGGGACCCCCCCAAUAAAAUCCAUGGAAAAAACAAAUCCCAAAUUUCCAGAGCCUGGAAU
Molecule: messenger RNA, 2194 nt
Organism: Poecile atricapillus (Black-capped chickadee)
Lineage: Eukaryota; Metazoa; Chordata; Aves; Passeriformes; Paridae
Gene: CLASRP
Product: CLK4 associating serine/arginine rich protein
Source: RefSeq, a predicted model, not a curated record